GCGAAACGCAGCACUUGGCUUUGCGCCAUGGACGCUCCGCUUGCAUACACUCAGGAACAGGAAGGAUGCGACCGACAAGCGAAACGCAUGAGGACUUCCAAGCACCGCGAGGUGGAGAAUUUUCUCACCAUGGAAGGCAAUGCGUUGUCAACAAAACCACCGCCAGCCCCAGCUGGGCAGCAGCUGAAAGUCUGGAGCGUACAGCAGGUUUGGCAAGCAGCGCGCGGCGAGAAGCCAGAGGAAGCCAGAUCCGCCUGCAGCUGUGUGCACGCUUCAGCUUGGGCGCCUGCUGUGCAGCAGGCUUUGCAGAGGAUUAGCACCCGGCCUGGCUACAGAUACGUCAGCCAAAUGGGCGUCAGCGCAGAGGCUGCUGAUGUCUUGGACAAACGGAUGGACGCUUGGGCGGUGGAUGUGCUUGACAAGGCACGCAACCUCGCACAGCACCGCCGUGCUGUGCAAAUCUCUGCGGCCGACCUGGCACUGGCUCUACGCCUAUGAAUCGAGACUGCAGAAGAGCGAAGAGUCUGUCAAGGAUACGGCUUCGGAUUCGAGGUGCUGGUGCAGAAACUAGCGUCGCCUUCAAUAAGUGCAUCUGGAGGCAGAGCAGUGUUCCUGGGAAGUGCCUUGCCCUGCUCAAUGCUCCACACAGGUGUCCACUGGUGAGCGCCGGCCCAGGCAAACCUGGUGCCUCACGCGGUGGCGGCGGUACGCUACUUCCUGCAGGUCGCGGAGGCCGGGCCUUCGGAAGCUGACGAGCGAGCAGCUUUCCUUCGAGGAUCCUGGGCGCGACUUCAAGAACUGGAUGGCGACAUCCCGAUCCUUGUUAGCCUCGUUCAUUCUGAGGGCGCCGGGCUUGGCUGCAGGGGGUGGCAGCAUCUAUCUUCCGUUCUCCCAAACCUUGUUUGUUGACGCC
Molecule: messenger RNA, 913 nt
Organism: Effrenium voratum
Lineage: Eukaryota; Dinophyceae; Suessiales; Symbiodiniaceae
Source: the annotation of a GenBank genome assembly